Messenger RNA from Xiphophorus hellerii (green swordtail), 1818 nucleotides. It is a transcript of the gene mogat3b, whose product is annotated as monoacylglycerol O-acyltransferase 3b. NCBI's taxonomy places the organism in Eukaryota, Metazoa, Chordata, Actinopteri, Cyprinodontiformes, Poeciliidae. The record is from RefSeq and is a predicted model, not a curated record. Gene Ontology annotation, cellular component: endoplasmic reticulum membrane. Gene Ontology annotation, molecular function: diacylglycerol O-acyltransferase activity. Bases 187 to 1167 code for a protein of 326 amino acids. Gene Ontology annotation, biological process: triglyceride biosynthetic process. The transcript is spliced from 8 exons.
AAUCUCUGCAAUGUCUCUAUCUCAGAAACAGCGUGCAUGUCAAAGUAUCGGGGGGAGUGGAUUUGUUAUCAGCAGCCUCACAGUAGGUGAUCUGGUCAAAGUGCACUGUGGUGAACUGUGGUUGGAAGCAGCGUACACUCAUCCAUUUAAAUUACCCUCAGAAUAAACUCCAGUAAGGUCGCAACGAUGACGAAAGAAAAAACCCAGCUGAAGGAGUUUUUAGAGGCUAUAAGCGUCCUGCAGUGGGUGCUAAGCUUUCUCUUCUUAGGACUGGCUUGCAUUAUCUUGAUGGUGUAUCUUAUGUUUACGUCUCUGUGGCCGCUGCCCACUCUUUACUUCAUAUGGAUGGUGAAUGACUGGCAAACUCCAGAAAGAGGGGGCAGAAGAACAGCAUUUGUGAGGAAGUGGAAGGUUUGGUUUCAGUUCAGAGAGUAUUUUCCAAUUAAGCUGGUAAAGACAGCAGACCUGAGUCCGAAUAAAAACUACAUCCUCGGCAGCCAUCCACACGGCAUCAUGUGCGUUGGAGCCUUUGCCUGCUUCAGCACGGAGAGCUGCGGCUUCGCCGAGACAUUUCCUGGAGUGAAGAGCACCCUGGCAAUACUGGCAGGCCUGUUCAAGAUACCACUCUUCAGAGAGUACCUGAUGAGAGCAGGCCUGUGUCCAGUCAGCAAGCCGAGCCUUGUCCACCUCCUCUCCAAAAGUGGUAAAGGAAAUGCAGUGGUGAUUGUGGUUGGAGGAGCAGCAGAGUCUUUAGCAUCUUCUCCUGGAAUCAACAGAGUGGUCAUGAAGCAGAGGAAAGGAUUUGUGAGGACGGCUCUUGAGCAUGGAGCAGAUCUGGUUCCUGUUUACUCGUUCGGGGAGAACGAACUCUUUCAGCAGGUGAUUUUCUCAGACGACAGCCUGGGCCGCCGGCUGCAGGACUUGUUUAAAAGCAUCAUGGGUUUUGCUCCGUGUCUAUUUGUCGGCGAGCGCUUCGCUCUGCUGCCCUUCAGGAAACCGGUCACUACUGUCGUUGGGAGUCCAAUCUCGGUGCCCAAGUGUGUCACACCGACUGAGGAGCAGGUUGAUCACUAUCACACGCUCUACAUGGAGGCCUUGGCCAAGUUAUUUCAUGAACACAAAGUCAGCUGUGGACUUUCUGAGAGCCACAAGCUUGAAAUCAUUUAAACCUUCCUCACUAAAACAUCUUUGAUUGCACUGCUUUACUGAGAAAGGAGUGUGGAGAUCAGAUCUGGGCUGAGACCACGAAUACUUCAGAAAAUAAUUACAAGAAAAUGAGAGAAAGGGAGCUUUUAAGAGUAACAAAGUGGGGAAGUGUAAUCAGCCUUAUUUUUUUUUGUGUGUUGAUGCACAACAAGAAGAUGCAUACUUGGAAAGAGAACUGGGUACAAUUUAUUUAGCAUUAUGCUCAUGAUUACAAUAUUUUGUUCUUAUUAAACACUGCCCUCUAUGUGCAGCCUGCUGUUCCAAUAAUCAAACAUAUACAUUAAAACUAGUUUUUUUUUUAAUGUGGAGAAUAAUUCAGCAUUGAUGUGAUGUAAACAGUUGCCUUACAUUAUGCAUAAAUCUACCUCAAAGGCAACGAGGAAGGUUCAUGAAAAAUCAUGAAAAAUCCAUCUUCUUUUGUAUUUGAUCUGAAUAAAGCAUAAUGUUUUAAAUGAAUAAAAUCUUUUUAAAAAGAUUGUAAACCACAGAGAUCUACCAAAAUGUUGCAUAGGGCAUGACAUUUACAACAUAAUUUGACAUUUGUGCUUCUUAUAUUUACUCCUGACCUACAUAGCUGGAAUAAAAAGAGCCACAAGGUUCAAAUUUUCUUUA